ACUGCAGGAGAAGUGAAGAUUCAUACUAUAAGAGACACAGUUCUGGAGACAACUAGGAGGAAAUUUAGGGGAAAAUACCCCUAACUAUCAGCAGAAGAGCUCUGAACCGCUUCAGAGAUACAAACCAUGCAUUCCAGAAGCAACAGCACCGAAAGCCCAACCAGACCAAAGCUGAGCCAGCCAAGGCCAAAAGAUCAGCGUAAGGAAGAGGCUGGUUACAGUGGGAGAGGAAAUGUGCAAAGGCAGCAGAAAGAGAAGGACGAGGGAGCCCAAGCCAGUACAAUCCUAAGAAGCCCUAAGGCAGAGAAAAAACAAAGAAGUUCUUUCAAGAAAAGGGAGGAUCUCUCUCGUGAUGACUUGCUAUUUCUUCUUAGUGUCCUCGAGGGUGAAUUACAGGCCCAAGAUGAAGUUAUAGGAGUACUUAAGGCUGAAAAAAUUGACUUGGCUUUGCUUGAAGCACAAUAUGGCUUUGUUACUCCCAAGAAGGUGUUAGAGGCACUCCAGCGAGAUGCUAUUCAAACAAAGGCUGAGCAAUGGCAAGAAGAUAUCUAUGAAAAACCUAUGGGAGAGCUUGAUAAAGUUGUAGAGAAACAGAAAGAAACUCACAGACGAAUGCUGGAUCAACUUGUAAUGGUAGAAAAAUCACACAGACAGACACUGUAUGAACUAGAGGAAGAGAAGAGGAAGCACAGCAAAUACAUGGAAAAAAGUGAUGAGUUUACAAACUUGCUGGAACAAGAAUGUGAAAGAUUGAAAAAGCUUCUUGAACAAGAAACAGCAUAUCAGGCAAAAAAAGAGAAGGAAAACAACAAAAAAAUUGCUAAACUGAAAGAAGAAUUAACUAAACUGAAAUCCUUUGCUUUAAUGGUGGUGGAUGAACAGCAAAGACUCACUGAGCAGUUGAAUCAACAAAGUAAAAAAAUUCAAGAGUUAACCACUUCUACAGAGCAAGCACACGAGAAGCUGGCUUUUGCUGAAGCAAAAAUUCAAGAAGAGAAACAGAGAGCCAGCAGGCUGGAGGCUGAACUUCAAGCCCAAAGCAAUAAGAUUUCCCAAGACCAAGAAGCAAUGAUGGCCAAACUAACCAACGAAGACAGUCAGAAUCGCCAGCUCCGGUUAAAAUUAACUGCUCUCACCAGACAAAUCGAUGAGCUGGAAGAGACCAACAAAUCUCUACGAAAAGCAGAAGAAGAACUGCAAGACCUAAGGGAUAAGAUAAGUAAGGGAGAGUGUGGGAAUGCCACACUUAUGACUGAAGUAGAAGAACUACGUAAGCGACUGCUGGAGAUGGAAGGAAAAGACGAAGAGCUCAUAAAAAUGGAAGAUCAGUGCAGAGAACUUAACAGAAAGUUAGAAAAAGAAGCAUCACAGAGCAAGAACCUUAAAGGGGAAGUUGAUAAACUUAACAAAAGAAUUAUGGAGCUGGAGAAACUAGAAGAUGCUUUCAACAAGAGUAAACAGGAAUGCUACUCCCUGAAAUGCAAUCUAGAAAGAGAAAAAAUGUUAACAAAGCAGCUGUCCCAUGAGCUGGACGGUUUAAAAGCUAGAGUUGGUGAGCUUGAAGCAGUUGAAAGUAAGUUAGAAAAAACUGAGUUUACACUCAAAGAAGAUUUGACAAAGCUGAAAAGCCUAACAGUGAUGCUUGUGGAUGAAAGAAAAACUAUGGGUGAAAAGAUAAAGCAAACAGAAGAAAAGCUUCAAGCUGCAACUUCUCAGCUUCAGGUGGAACAAAAUAAAGUGAUGUCAGUUACAGAAAAACUAAUUGAGGAAAGUAAAAAGGCACUGAAAUCAAAAUCUGAUGCAGAGGAAAAAAUGUCCAGUGUUACAAAAGAAAGAGAUGAACUGAAAAACAAACUCAAAGCAGAAGAAGAGAAAGGAAGUGAUCUUGUUUCUAAAGUGAAUAUUCUAAGAAAGAGACUCCAGUCACUGGAAGACGUUGAAAAAGAGUUUCUUAAAAGUAAAAUUAAGGAUGGUACUAAAUCUAGCACCUCCUUGCAGCAGGAAAACAACAUAAUCAAAGAGCUUUCUCAAGAAGUUGAGAGGCUUAAGCAGAAGCUCAAAGAAAUGAAGGCCGUAGAGGAUGAUCUUAUGAAAACUGAAGAUGAAUUUGAGUGUCUAGAACGAAAAUAUGUCAGUGAACGAGACAGAGCCAAGCUCCUCUCAGAGGAGCUGGAAGCUGUGAAAAUGGAAAUGGCUAGGUAUAAAUUAACAGAAAAGGCAGAGUCCAAUCAGGAGCAGCGCCUUUUUAAGAAGCUUAAAGAAGAGGAAGCUAAAUCGAGUCACCUUUCCAGAGAAGUAGAUGCACUGAAAGAGAAAAUGCAUGAGUACAUGGAAACAGAAGACCUCAUCUGCCACCUCCGAGGUGAUCAUUCAGUCUUACAGAGGAAACUCCUCCAGCAAGAAAACAAAAACAGGGACUUAGCAAGAGAGAUGGAAAGCCUCAGGAAAGAGGUGGAAAGGUACAGAUCCUUCAGCAAGAACUUCAGGCCCGGUCACAACGGAAGGAGAGUUUCUGAUGUGCAAGUUUUUUCUAAAGAAAUCCAAACAGAUCCAGCAGACAAUGAACCACCCGACUACAAAACACUCCUGCCUUUAGAGAGAACAGUCAUAAAUGGGCAGCUCUAUGAAGACAGUGAUAACGAGGACAAAGGCAAUCAUGAGGAGGAACAAACAGUGUCUUUCAAAAGCAACUCAUCCACUGCAAAUGCCAUAAACAAAAAAUUAUGGAUCCCUUGGAUGAAGUCCAAAGAGAGCCAUCCUCAAAAUGGAAAGAUACAUACAAAGCAAAAUGGAAACUGUGCACAGACUGGAGAUCUAGUGCUAAGCCACACACCUGGCCAACCUCUUCACAUAAAAGUAACUCCAGACCAUGGACAGAACACAGCAACCCUUGAAAUAACUAGUCCUACCACUGAAAGCCCUCACUCCUACAAAAGCACGGCAGUUAUACCCAACUGUGGCACUCCAAAGCAAAGAAUAACCAUUAUUCAAAACGCCUCCUUAACACCUGUAAAAUCAAAAGCAGGAGAAGGUUACAUGACCCCAGAGCACGUAAUUUCUCCUAUUACUAUGACUACUUUUGCAAGAUCUCAAACUCCUGAAUCGUGUGGUUCUAUAACUCCUGAAAGAACAAUGUCCCCUUUGGCUUUACCCGGUUCAAGUUCUCAGGAACAAACUCUCUCCCCGGAGCCUUUGGAAAUGGGAGCCAAGCAUGCUGUUUUUAGAGUAGCCCCAGAGAGGCAGUCAUCAUGGCAGUUUCAGAGAUCUAACAGUACAGGAUCAAGUGUAAUAACUACUGAGGAUAACAAAAUCCACAUUCAUUUAGGAAGUCCUUACGUCCAAGCUCUCACCAGUUCCAAGCCCAUCAGCCCUUGUAAUCCAGUGCAAGACAACAGAACUCCAGCACUAGCCAAUGGCCUACCCAAUAAGCCCACCAAUAAAAUCACCAGCAGUAUUACUAUCACACCAACAGCCACUCCUCUUCCACGGCAAUCACAAAUUACAAUCACCAACGCGUUCCGUCGGUCGGUUCCAACUCGGAUCCCCAAACCAAAGCCCACCAGCACAGCCAAAGCACCUGCCAAAACUCCUGCUGGACACCUCAACAAACCGCUCCAAGACAGCACUGCUGGAAAGAUACACAUUAUAAGGACUGUGUCUAAAGCCUGCCUUCAAAGUGGAGGGAAAAGAGUGCAUUCCAACAGUCUAAAUGGCUCAACAGAUAAUUCCUGGGAAAACUCCUUUCACAUAGGCGUUUCUUUAAGAACUGCCAAAUCCUAAUUCCUAAGUAAAGCAAAAGCUGGUGGUGAUCACAGUGCCAUAGCCAGAACUGCAGUCUUUUUGCUGGAGCAAGGAAAGAUUUUGCUGCAUUCAGUUACCGGAUUUAACCCUUUUAUUUCACAUCUGAAAGUUUAACUUAACCACUGAGACAGUCCAACAGGUUAGCACUGCUGUGUGACUAUUUUUGCAAACCUGUAAGAAACCUAUGCCUCCCUCAACAGCUUCACAAGAAGUUCUCUAAAAGUACUUAAGAAAAAAUUUAGAAAGAUCAGUCUACUGAAAAAUUAUUUCAGCUUGUGUCACACCAGACACACCUGUGUCAAAAUGGAGACAUUAAAAAAUUACUUUUCCAUAAUAAAAAGGAAAGGCUUCCAGUUUUAUUCGUUAAAUCUGCAGCUACCAAGUUCAAGACUCCAUGUCAUGUAUGUCCAGAUCCAAAUACAGUUCACAGAAGCACACCGCUAAACAUUCUGCAACCUGCAAAACCAAGUGUAUAUAAAUGUGAGGAAACACAGAUUUCAAAAAGCAGUUGUCCACUUGGCCUGCUUACCAGAGAGAUCUUCAAAUACAUGACCAAAUUCAAUCAGAAGGGACAGCAGCUCACUGAUGAGCCAGAAAAAAAAAAAGAUGCAAACCUCUCCAUAUACAGGUCCACCAACACAGCUACAGUCAAGCACCAGUGCUCCCACUGAAUGCACUGCAAGGAACAGCUUCUCAGUAGCUGUAAAUCACACAUCACAAAUUGAUGCUACCUGGCAUCCUUUACAGCCAAUCAACAAAAAGAAAAGAAAACCUCUGGGAAAAGAAAUCAAUUCCCACAACAGCAUCCUUUGCUUUAGAGUCCACAGAACACUGCCAAUCAUCCUCCAUGGCCCCAUGUUAUACUUCUCACCUAUUUGUACUGCUGCCAUACAAGAGUUUCUGUCUCUUGCUCCUCUCUUGCGAUGAUAUGGUUAAUUCCUACCUGUGAGGGACACGGCCCACAAAGACUCUUAACGAUCUAAAACCGAAGAACAGGGAUAUUACAUUUCUAUGGGAUGAAGGGAGAUAAAGAAAGCAUGGAGAAUGAAAGACAAGGAGUGGUAACAUAAAAGGAGGAAACUGGAAGAAUUUCUGAUAAAUAGAGGUACAUCCCUCUCCCUCAAACUGCUUGGGAGACGUGGCAUGCUGGCUACAGGCAAGAUAUGGACAUUUAUAGCGCUGUGAGAAGUGCUCUUUCUGUUCAUGGAGAGAAGAGGAAAAACUUGGUUUCUUUCACCAGUACAACACUCCUCCUUAUUCCCUAUCUUCUCCCUUCUAACUCUGAAUGCAAUAUAAAAAUCCUACUAAAGACUGGACAGAGUUGUGACAUGAUCUGGAAAAAAGGGAGGUAAGGAAGUCCUGCAGUUGCAUGACAUGGGGCAUGUGUAACACUAAACAACACUGCACUGCUAAGUAGAGAAUAAUCCCUAACCACUCUCUCCACACUUCUCCUCUCAAAGUUAAAGGGUUGAUGAAGAAGUUAUUGGGCAAGACUCUUUAGUUUGUGUCAUGUGACAAGGUAAACAGAUGGAUAAUCCCUUCAGGGUUUUUUUCUUGGGUCUUGUGGUUUUUUUUUUUUACAUCUAUAAACCACCUGCGGCAGGGUAAACUUUCAUGUCUCACAGGGACAGUAACUACCUUUAAUCUUUAAUAUGGAUUCUAAAAUAACGAUUUCCAAUGAUGUGGUCAAAAGCAAAUUUAGAAUUAUUUAUAUGUCCAUAAACUAGGAUAUGUAUUUAUAUGUAGAUUGUGUUUUCAUACUCUUUAAGUGAAGGGUAUGAAAGAUGUUCAUGCUCAUCUUAAAAGUAGCCUUUUCUAACUACAAGUUGCUAAAACCUAAGGCACUUUUGAGGGCUGAGUUUUUAGGAAGAAUGUUCUGUUGGUCAGAAUUUAUUCUAAGGUUAAUCAUAAAGGAUCUGGCAAAAGAUCAGUGUUUAAAGAUUACAUUUCAAAUUCUCCUGUGCAUCUAGUAUUGUGGCAGAAAUGCUAUUUUAAAACAAGCCAAAAAAUGAAGAUGAAUAGUAAAUAUUUUUUUUAAAAUGAAGCGAUGUUUCAUGGAGAUAAAACUGAUCAAGUCUGUAAAAGGUGCUCAUUACUUUUCUUGUAUUGCUGCUUACAUUGUACAUUGUAACCCCGAUUUCUUCUUUCAUGCCAAAUGAUUUUAAUGCAUUUUACAGUAUCCAUAAGAUACAGUACAAAUUAACCUUUGAUUUUACAUGUUUUACGUGAAAAAUAGCUACACAAAAUAAAAGUAACAGAUAUUCUUACU
Empidonax traillii (willow flycatcher) is the source of this 6070-nucleotide messenger RNA. RefSeq names its product filamin A interacting protein 1 like (gene FILIP1L). The coding region runs from base 127 to 3780 and encodes 1217 amino acids. The record is from RefSeq and is a predicted model, not a curated record. The transcript has 8 exons. Lineage: Eukaryota; Metazoa; Chordata; Aves; Passeriformes; Tyrannidae.